UAUCCCUUCCGUUCACAAGAAAACAAAUAUUUAUAUAUAAAUCGGACUCUUAAAAAUUCUUACCCGGAACAAUUAACGAGUCAAUCUGUGUAAUUAUGGCGUGAUAUUUUAUAUAUAAAUGGUUUUCCCUGUUUAGUAGCUGGAUUUAGUUUCUAUUACCUACAGGUUCGAAUGUAACGAAAUCUAAAAAUAACCACACGUUGAUGGCACUUAAUCCGUUAAUGUUUUCUAAUCCCGAUGGAUCGGAAGUGUGACAUGUACAGUCUCCACAAAGAGUGAGGGGACUAGACCGACGCAAUGUACCUGUACCUGAGACACGGGGACUCGCUGGAGCUACUGUCUGGGGUGGUGCUGAAGGAUGGGUACCGCCCAGUGGUGGGGGACGUGGGAAACGAUCUACAGCUAGAGCCCGCCAUCUGGUUCAAAUCCCUCAUCAUCGACGCCAUCUUGAUUGACUGUGAUCGUCGCCAAGUUCGAUGGAGUCGUGUUCGAGUGAAACCAGGUGACCGCGUCAGUGAAGAAAUCGAGGACUUGUCCAUUCUGUGCGAACCCGACAACGUCAUUAAAGCUAAAAACUUUGAAGCGUCGGUUUUUGAAGACUAUGAUUACAGUGAAUUAGACCCAAAAGCUCAGGAAAUAUUUGAAGCCACAAGACAGUUGUUAAUCAGCAUGAGAAAGAGAGAACUGAGCAAUGAACAAUAUAAGACUGAAUUGUUGCGGUUACUCCAUUGUUAUAUCAUGCCAUCUAUCUCGUUAACAGCAGACGACAUAACUAAUCUCCAUAAUGCCCUCGCCAGGGUUCAAAACCAACUUCAAAGCAUCGACAAGAUUAUAUUGAAGAAAGACAAAGCUGUGCAGUUGACGGAAUCUUCGAUGUCCAAACAACGGAAGGCAAUUCUGGAGAACGAAGAUUUCACAAGUGUAGCGCAUAUACUUUCAUGUAAUCCCAAAUUUCUUCAAGCGUUCGAAAAACACAUAGGAAAAGAUGUCGAAGAUGCCUGGCAGGAAUUUGAGAUAAUUCAAAGGAGAGUCAAUGAGUUGAAGCUGAGAAAUUCUACUUCAGAAGAACUUGGUCUGGUCCGGAAGGAACGGGAUGAUAGUUAUAUGAAAUGGGAAAAAACAAAACUGGUCCAAGAAACCAUAAAACAAGCAAAACAAAGGCCAACAAAGUCAAAACGAUCGUCAAAAGUGGACACAACAAACGUCUUCCAAAAGGUUUACAUCGAGAUAAACGAACGUUUACAAGAAGAAAAGGAGGAAAUACACCGACUUUGCUUACAUAAGGUCCAAAUUUCCUCAGUUCGAGAGGCUAUUGAGCUAGCCUUGGAUGAUUUGAAGACGGAAGGACAGACUUUUGGUUGGCAGAUGAAAUCUGAUGGAACUGCCGAACACGAUACUGACGUCAUUGGGAUGAACUGCAAGCCAAAGGACUGGUACACGCUAGAGGAGACGAUCUCUUCCAUUUUAGCAGACGUCACCAAUGACGUCACUCAACGACAUAUUCGCUUCUGCUCGGGUAUACACGAUAAAAUUUCUUCAGCCUUGAAUGAAAGUGAACUUUUUCAAGAUCAAACAAGUUCAAACGAUGAUGAAUAUCUAGUUAUAGAAGUCCAUGAAGACCUUUUAGCGUCAGGAAAACGGAGCCGAGACCGGCGAUCAAGGAUUGGGCGCUCUACAGUGGACAUCCCAGAAGAUGAGGAGCACGUUCCUAGAAGACAAGAGACAGUUUUCCAGUCACUUAUUGACACAAUUAAACGAGAGGUAAACGAUCAUUUGUUGAGUACGGUUGAACUCCUUUCGCAAGUCAUUCCUGAAAACAGCCGUCAUGGGGCGGCAAAACUAAAUAUCAGCGGAAAAAUAGCCAUUUGUUACCAUAACCACCUCAGUCACAAAAUCAUGGAACCCUUAGAAUCGUUGUAUGAUAAAACGUACGGUAGAAUAUGUGUUAAUGUGUUCAACAAAACCAAGGACAUGUCUUUCGAGGAGUUAGGUAUUGACGAACCGUGGAUACGCUGUCUGAAUGACCCUUCCGCUUCCGUUCAUGUAACAGAAGUAAAAUGUCCGGCGGAAACUGUGUCCAUGGCGAGUAUGCAUUCUAUCACUUCCGGACUUAGUCUCCUUUCAAUUGGGAAGAUGCCAAUCGAUGAACUCUACCGUCGAGCGAAGAGAGAGUGCGGGGAACUUGACGAGUUCGAGGUGUGUGUGCACCCCAGUCCAGGGGAGGAUACGGAGCUGACCCACCCGAAAGGUAUGGUUGACGAAUCGCCACCCAAAACCAACGGCGACUUUCAGACGCCUUUCAAUGUGAAUCCUCCGUCUUAUGAGGAAUCGACGAACCUACCGCCGUCUUACGGGGAACAUAGCACCUCCGUAAAAACCCCGGAGGUCCAAGAAGGAGGAAGUCUAUACGACAUUCUACAGCCUGGACUAGAUUUGGUUCACACCCUUGUGAGGGAAACCACCAUUACUGGGAAACUGAAGAUGAUCACCAAAACUUACCGCUUUGUUGGAAAUCAAGUGUCUGCUCUGAAGUCUGCAGCCUCGCUUCAGGAUUUCAUGGGCUGCUGUGACGAACUACUCACUUUACUUAUCGUUUUGCUCACUUACCUUGAUGAACGGGAUUUCAAACGUCUUUUUAUUCAGAUGUACUUGGUGGUGGACUUUAAGCCGCAGUGCAUGCUGGGAGGCGUUCAUGACUGUUCGCUGACCAACUUCUUUGCGGCGUUUCAGUACCUACAGGACAGACUAGUCAUGCAAAACGUGAGACAGAGCAAGAAUGAAAUUAUCGAGUUAGACUGAACAAACGUUUUACAUAUUUUGUCAAGAACAAAGUGAGGUUGACGAUCAAAUUGUUUGUGUUCUUGUUUUACUUGGGUUGUCUUUCUACAUCCUUGUUUUGAUAGUUGUGAUAUCAUUAUGUUUUUGCAUAAUGAUUGAAUUUUUGAGAUUUAUUUGGUAUAUCUGCAUAAUAUAUCAUAUUUUAGCUAUGUUUAUAUAGUCUAUCCUAUUCUAUUUUUCCAACCCAUUUUAGACGACAAAUAAGUGCUCAAACAGAAAAAAAUACGAUUUACUGUAUCUAGGACCAUUGUUACAGAGAUCAUAUCGAUCAUACUUUGGAUACUUUACUAGACUUUGUGAAUAAUCAUAACGAACAAAAGUGUUACAUGAUACAACAACAGGUGGUCCAUGUACAUGUUCACCCCAAUGGACAGAUAUACUACAUAAUAUAAUAAUCUAGAUUUUUCCUGUGCCAAACUGAUAUACGCUUUUUAUUCAAGUAAAGUUCUGCUUUCAUAGUAUGCUUAUUAAAAGAUGAAUGAAUUUUU
This is a messenger RNA of Magallana angulata, 3326 nucleotides long. RefSeq lists its product as uncharacterized. The record is from RefSeq and is a predicted model, not a curated record. Bases 298 to 2799 code for a protein of 833 amino acids. The transcript is spliced from 2 exons. NCBI's taxonomy places the organism in Eukaryota, Metazoa, Mollusca, Bivalvia, Ostreida, Ostreidae.